AUGUCGUUACAAGAAGAAGAAGAAGCGGACUCUGAUUAUUCCCUAGACUAUGAAUUUUUGGGCCCUCGUACACCAGUAUAUAGAAAUGACCAAGACGCCGACUCCGAUGCCUCGGAAUUGUCUUGUUCGUCUUCAUGUCAUGAGGGUUUCGACAUGUGGGACGAGGAUCCUUAUAGUACAAACGAUUUUACUUGGGAAUCAAACGACAUGAGAUUAACUGGCUUUAUAAAAGAAAGACAAAAAGAGUUAAAUAAAAUCAACACUAUUGCGCCUUGGAACAAUUCAACUUUUUGGAAAAAAGAGAAAGGCUGGCCAAAGCAAUUACCAUCUUCCAGUUCCACAACCAAUCAUGAUCAGUCAGCAAAUGCUUUAUCACUUGUUUUGUCUGAUUAUGGACUAUCCGAAAGUCUUCAUGCUGUGUACAGAGAUCGAAUUGUGGAAUGUGGAAAAUUCAAUAAGAAUUGUCACACUAAUGAUAUUAAAAUCAACAACACCAAUUUAAAGAAUAUCACAACAUGGCUCGAUACCAGUUCCGAUACGACUAACGACACGAUAAAUGAAACCAGUACUAAAUUUAUUGAAACCCACGCAUCAGUGCCUCUUGAGAAACAAUCAACUCCAAUUCAACAUUGUUCGCAUAAAGCACUUCCAAGUAGCACAAGUAACAAUAACUUUCUUUCCAAAUUCACACCUUUCACAAAGUACAUAAAACGAUCACAAUUUCCGGCGACAUUUCCUCAAGACGCAUACCUCUCUUUGGGAUUUGAGCCGUUAUGUUUGGCAGAGAAAUACGGUUACAUGGCUAUCGGUGGUCAUUUGGUGUGUGUUGGUGACGACGCCUAUGUAUUCCAUUUGGCUGUAUCAUUUAACGAGCAUGAAAACAGGCUUGAAUUUGGAUCACCGCAAAAGAUCAGAAUCCCAUUAACUGUAACUACAUUUUCAUCUCAAUACGUUUCAUGGAGUAAAUCUUCAUUAUUUUUUGCACAUACAUCAGAUACCCAUAACACUGUAUUUAUAUGGAAAACACAACCAAAAUUCGAAAUGUUGUAUAGGAUUGAUGCUGGAGGUUAUACCUAUGCUAUACAGUUUCAUCCGCAGCAAGAAGGUGUACUUACUUUUUCAAAUAGAUAUGGGUACAUUCAUACCGUCAAUCUGGAUGAAGUCAUUACACGCGCUGAUCCGAAGAAAACCAUUAGCAUCUUUGACUAUAAUCAAGACCCUCAAAUAUUCGCAAGGCAUGAAAUCACUAUGGUCUCAUUUCGCGGCGAAAAAGAUAGAAAGUUGAGAAUUCUUGCUAAAAUUAAUGGAUUGCAGUGGUCAAAAGACGGCUCUUAUCUAUAUGUAUCAACCAAAAAACGCGUGUUAGCAUAUGAAUUUAUACAGUCUUCAAGACAAAUAAGAAGCCUAGAAAAAAUGGCUGGACUAGAAGCAUUGUCCAUACUACAAGAACAACAAAAAAAAAAGAGAAAAAAUCAAGACAUGGAAUCAUCUGAAGGAAAAAAAAAAAGAAAGCUUUGGUCUAGGAAAUGGAAUAAUAUACCAGCACAUGUUCGAUACAACAUGCUAGGCAAUACCAACUUGGCGAGCCAUUGGUAAAAUCUGUAAUCAUUAUCUGUAAAUUAGUUAAAUAAAGCCCACUUUAAUUUUUAU
Mucor mucedo is the source of this 1650-nucleotide messenger RNA. RefSeq lists its product as uncharacterized. Gene Ontology annotation, molecular function: protein binding. The transcript has 2 exons. The coding region runs from base 1 to 1596 and encodes 531 amino acids. NCBI's taxonomy places the organism in Eukaryota, Fungi, Mucoromycota, Mucoromycetes, Mucorales, Mucoraceae. The record is from RefSeq and is a predicted model, not a curated record.